This is a messenger RNA of Cannabis sativa, 457 nucleotides long. RefSeq lists its product as uncharacterized. Bases 1 to 357 code for a protein of 118 amino acids. The record is from RefSeq and is a predicted model, not a curated record. Gene Ontology annotation, molecular function: protein binding. The transcript has 2 exons. NCBI's taxonomy places the organism in Eukaryota, Viridiplantae, Streptophyta, Magnoliopsida, Rosales, Cannabaceae.
AUGGAUUUCGGAACAAUAUGUAGCAAUCUUGAAAGUGGUGUUAAGUAUUCUAACUCUGAGGAUGUAUUCAAAGAUGUACAGUUUAUUUGGGGCAACUGCUACAAGUAUAACAAUAAGGGUGACUACAUUUUAGAGCUUUUGAAAAGGGUUAAGAAAAUUUUUACAAAGUAUUGGACAACAGCUGGAUUGUAUAGUGGAUCAUAUUCGGACGAGAAACAUAAGUUGUUUGUCCAAAAAACUACGAAGCAAUUAUCAGCCAAAAAAUGGAGAAUUCAGUUGUACGUAGAUGCAAUCCGAACAAUGAGUUCAAAGUACAAUCAGUUCACCAUUCAAGCAGUUGAACCAAUGGAAGAUUAGGCAGAAGUUACCUUUUUUUUUUAACAGUAAUUUUAUUUUAUUUAGUGUUGAGACUUUUCUUGGUGCCGAGCUUCUUUUUCUUUCUCUUGACUUGUUAUUU